Plenodomus lingam JN3 is the source of this 960-nucleotide messenger RNA. The record is from RefSeq and is a predicted model, not a curated record. NCBI's taxonomy places the organism in Eukaryota, Fungi, Ascomycota, Dothideomycetes, Pleosporales, Leptosphaeriaceae.
AUGGCGACCGACAAUAAUUCCUCCAAAGGAAAAGCCAAGCAACUUAUCCCAUCACCCCAGAUGUUUGCAGACGCGACAGCAUGUCUCAAGCCGCUGGCACACUUUGACAUCCUAGAGUACUGUCUUGGAUUCGAAAAUUCAAGCUUUCCAAAGAUUAUGGAGUGUUGUGUUCUGUUGAGUCUAAUCAUUGAUCCCAGCAAACAAGAAAAGAAUCUCUGGUCAGAAGUAGGCUUCUCUGUUGUAAGACGUAAAAAGACACAAGAGCACAUCGAGAACCCUGGAGAUCACAGCGAGGCUAUGAUGAAAUCCGUCAGCUUCCAUCAUAUGCGCAUCAAAGACAACAUGCGGUACCUCAACUCCGUCCAAUAUGCCACGGAUCCCAAUCAAUUCCGCAAUCGAUUUGGGGAAACUCGCUUCACAGAGAUGAAGGAAGCUAGGAAGGAAGUCGAAGAUAUUUUCAGGGGCCAGCCGGUUGUCCUCUUAGCUUUCACUGAGCAAGACAAAUCUGUCGCCUUUCCUGAACUCCUACAGGCUCUACCCGACAUCUUCGAUAAUGUCGUUGCUAUUAUCAGCACGCAACGCAUAGCUCGUGAGCGGGGCAUCGAUUGGAAUCCGGAGAACCCAAUGACAUUUGAAAAAUUAUGCGAAUAUCUCGGUUAUAAGUGUCAAAGUCUGGAUGGACCGUCAAACUACGCAGGCUAUAACAUGGUCGCGGCCAUACAAAUGGCUAUGCGCAGCAGGAUUCCAUUGGCUAAGAUAUCGCUUCAGACCAAGGCAGACGUGUCCGCACCAUUCAUGGAUUCUGUCCUCACGAUAGCUUGGAUCACACCACAUUCGAGGUCCCCACUUUCACCUGGUGCCUUACUGCUCGAUUCCUCUUCGUCGCAUGCAAAGUCACGAGGUGCUUUGUCCAUCAACAGGUUGCGAAUCGAGUUUGUUCCCAUGCACCACCGUCCAUGA